Molecule: messenger RNA, 2384 nt
Organism: Mesocricetus auratus (golden hamster)
Lineage: Eukaryota; Metazoa; Chordata; Mammalia; Rodentia; Cricetidae
Gene: Elmod3
Product: ELMO domain containing 3
Exons: 14
Coding region: 494-1711 (405 amino acids)
Source: RefSeq, a predicted model, not a curated record
UCUCCGUAGGACGUUUGAGGUGCGGGAUUUCCAUUGCUUGCUGGGAAAUAUAGUUCUAGCACUGGACAGGAGGCGCUGAGCGCCUGCGCGAUGAAGCCCCGCAGAGGAUGCGGGACCCCUACCGGAACGCUGGGGACGCGUCGGACCUCAGCAGUGCUCCAGUGGACGGUGUAAAGCAGGUCACACUUCUGUGCUACUUGGUUUGUUUCCCACACGGGCAAGCUUUCCUGAGACUGCCGCUGUGGUGUCUACCUGUUCCCCUGCCAGACUGAGGCUUUACAGACCCCAGGGACUCCUUCAGGACUCACAGGGGCCUUCUGCACCUUGGUGAUGGCACAAAGGGACUGUUUUCUUACUUGUAGCCUGAAUGGCUGCCAAGAAGGGUAGAUCACCCAGACCUGUGACUCUCCUGUGGCUUUGGACCUCAGACCAUCGUAACAAACCCCUUUCAGAGCCUGAGGACAGGGCUCUUCUGAACCAGUGAUCUUGAGGCAUGAAUGAGAAAUCCAGCUCUUUUGGGACCGAGGACAAAAUACGAGAUGGACAGGCUGCCAAUGGCAGGUGUGGACCAGAUUGUAGGUGGGUCUUCCCACUUCCAGUCAAGAAAAAUCUCUCACAGGUGGAAAGUGUCUCUGUGGGGCAGUCUUCAUUGUACAAGGACAAUGGUGCACUCAUGGCUUUCAGAGGAAUGCCUAUCUCAGAGCUGAAGAACCAUGGCAUUCUCCAGGCCCUGACCACAGAAACCAAUGGAUGGCAGCUAGGUGUUGUAAACCCGGAGGUGCUCAGAGCCCAGGAAGAAUGGGACAUGGUGGACACCAUCCAUCCAGACCCAGAGAGUGGGGUCAGCUCCCAGCAGCCUGGCCAGCUCAUCUCCUUCAGCGAGGCCCUGCAGCACUUCCAGACCCUGGACCUCUCCUCCUUCAAGAAAAGAAUCCAGCCAACUAUUCGAAGGACCGGGCUCGCCGCCCUCCGGCAUUGCCUCUUCGGGCCGCCCAAGCUGCACCAGGGCCUUCGGGAAGAAAGAGACUUAGUCCUCACCAUUGCUCAGUGUGGCCUGGACAGCCAAGACCCGAUGCAUGGUCGAGUGCUCCAGACCAUCUACAAGAAGCUGACUGGCUCCAAGUUCGACUGUGCCCUUCAUGGAGACCACUGGGAAGAUCUGGGCUUCCAGGGAGCAAAUCCAGCUACAGACCUGAGGGGGGCAGGCUUCCUUGCCCUUCUGCACCUGCUGUAUCUAGUAAUGGACUCAAAGACUUUGCUGAUGGCCCAGGAGAUCUUCCGCCUGUCUCAUCACCAUAUCCAGCAAUUCCCUUUCUGUCUGAUGUCCGUGAACAUCACCCGCAUUGCCAUCCAGGCCUUGAGGGAGGAGUGCCUCUCCAGGGAAUGUAACCGGAGGCAGAAGGUCAUCCCGGUGGUGAACAGCUUCUACGCAGCCACUUUCCUUCACCUGGCGCGUGUGUGGAGGGCCCAGCAGAGGACCAUCUCAGACUCAGGCUUUGUCCUCAAAGACUUGGAAGUGUUGGCCAAGAAGAGCCCCAAACGGCUGCUCAAGACUCUGGAUGUCUACCUGACCCGGGUGUCAAAGGGACAGACCUCCUUGUUGGGGACACAGAAGUGCUCUGGAUCUGAAGGGCCUCACUCCAAGGAUCUCACCUUCACAGGCGUGUGUGACCUACAGUCCCACUCCUUUGAGAGCACAGGGUUGAUCUGACCCGCCAUGGAGAGCAUUCCUAGAAAAGCAGCUGGGUCGCUGGAGCUCUCAGAACAGAGCCCUUCCUACCUCUGCAGGUGAGGUUAGGAAGCUCCCACCUCUGGGUAGUGAAGUCUAAGUGUCCACACCCGCAGAGCACAUUCAGGCAGCUAGAGUUAACCUCCUUGCCACUUUGGAAGCAAGGAGUCUUCUGUUGUCCCAGCUGGGCUCCAGUUCACAGGGCUGGGCUCCCGAUAUUCCCAGGGGGAGUGAACAGACCAUAGUGUAGGACAGCCGCGUCUGAACAGUCUACACAUCCACACCCAGAGUCCCGGGAAGUUGCUGCCAGAAUUCUGACUCCACAACCGCUGUCCCCAGUGUCCAGCGGCAACAACAUCUUCAGCCAGCAGGGGGCAACACAACACAGGAAAAAGCGACUGUUAGGCUGGCCCCUCCCUUCAGCCACCAGGAUUUUCAGGACACUUGUUCCCACCUUUCUCCCCCUCCCCCUACCUCCUUUGCCCGCCAUUGUUUGUGAUCUGAAAAUGGGCACUGGGCUAGCUAGACUAGUUAUCACGGUGCUCGACCCACACCGCCCACAGGCUGGGGCUCCUAUGGAGACCACACACCUUUCCUGAGAGGCAAUAGGAACUCGCUCACCCACCAGCAGUUUUAGAAUAAAGGAAUCGUUGUA